UUACAUCCUUACGUUAGGGAGGUAAUGUUAAAUUAGACAUUAGAAAUUAAAAGUUUACCCAUGCCUUGCCAUGAUUUAAAAAAAACAAAAAAAAAACGUGACAUCAGUUGGGAUAGUUAACGUAAGACGUACAAUUCGUUUUUCUUGAUUGUCGUAGUGCGUAUUUUAACGUGACUUUGUGAAUUUACGGAGGGAUUCGUCGCCAUAUGGCUUCAUAUUGAGUCAAACGUAACGGUAUCUAGUUCUCGUAAUGGCAACGCAAGUUAGCGUUUUGUUUAAAAGCCAAGUCAUGUUUAAAAUGUUGUGUUAGCACGGUAGCAGCGUGAAGUUAGCGGUUAACGUAAAACUCAUACGCUGCAUUCGUCACGGGUAAAUUGAUCAGCUGGAACAACUCAUUACUGGCCAUGUUUAGACGUAACCGUAAUGUUUUAUUUCAUUUAGUUUACUGGCUUUAGUGUAACGUUACUUUAAGCUAGCUUGGUGUUUGUCUCUCAGCUGUUCUGGAAUAAAAGCCAGGCUCGCGCUGUGAGCUGUUCUAGAAGCCUCACGGGCUCUGUCCUUUACUGUGUGUGUAACGGAGAGCGAGCAGGUUGUCUCGUGCUCGCAUUCUGCUGUGCUAGUGCUGAAUGGGUCAUGAUGCUGCUACUGUAUCGUGAGGUAUUUUAACACGUGCAAGCCGUUCAUCUGAAUUUUGUGAGAAGAUGGAUAACAAAGAAGAAUCAAAGAGUUGUUCCGUCAGUGUGCUGACCUGGGACCAGGUGAGCCGGCUGAAUGAAGUUCUGUCAGAGGUUGUGCCUGUCCACGGACGGGGAAACUUCCCUACCUUAGAAGUGCGGCUGAAAGACAUUGUGGCCCGGGUUCGCGCCCGUCUGGAGCUGAGGGGCAUCAGAGUAAAGGACGUACGGCUCAAUGGCUCCACGGCCAGCCACGUACUGGUGCAGGAUAUUGGCUGGAGCUACAAGGAUCUGGACGUCAUCUUCAGGGUGGACCUGCCACACGAGGCAGAGUUCAAGCUUAUCAAGGACGUGGUGCUGGGUACCCUGCUGGACUUUCUGCCCGAGGGCGUGAACAAAAAGAAAAUUACACCCAUGACUCUCAAAGAGGCUUACGUGCAGAAGCUGGUGAAGGUCAACACAGAGCAGGACCGCUGGAGCCUCAUCUCCCUCUCCAACAACAAUGGCCGCAAUGUGGAGCUGAAGUUUGUGGACUCGAUACGCCGGCAGUUUGAGUUCAGUGUGGACUCCUUUCAGAUUGUGCUGGAUUCCAUGCUUGCCUACUACGAGCUGGCACAGACGCCCAUGUCACAGGCCUUUCACCCUACUGUGAGUGGGGAGAGCGUAUAUGGGGACUUCAGCAUGGCACUGAGCCACCUGCGGAACAAGCUCAUCGACACCAAGCGGCCCGAGGAGAUCCGAGGUGGCGGCCUGCUGAAAUACUGCAAUCUGCUGGUGCGGGACUUCCGCCCUGCCAGCGAGGAGGAGUUCAAGGCCCUGGAGCGCUACAUGUGUUCCCGCUUCUUCAUUGACUUCCCUGACAUUGGUGAGCAGCAGCGCAAGGUGGAGGCCUACCUCCAGAGCCACUUCAUAGGCGAGGAGAAGAGCAAGUACGAUUACCUCAUGAUCCUGCGGCGAGUGGUCAACGAGAGUACGGUGUGCCUCAUGGGCCAUGAGCGGCGGCAGACCCUCCACCUCAUCUCGCUGAUGGCCUUCCGAGUUCUGGCGGAGCAGAACGCUAUCCCCGAUGCGUCCUGCGUCACCUGCUAUUAUCAGCCAGCGCCUUAUGUCCGAGACCACAACUUCAGCAACUACUAUGUGGCUAACCAGAACAUUCCAACAUGGCUGCCAUGUAACUGACAAAUAAAGUGGAAGGACGUAAAGGAGGGCACCGCUGCUGCUGCUGCUGCUUUGGAGACGAGGGAAUGAAAAAAAAACUGAAAAAAAAAAUAUUGAGGCAAUAAAUACAAUGUUCCUCUCAAGGCACAAUUAUAUUUAAGUGGACAGGUGUUUUGCUUUGUUUUUUUUGGAAUCCUUUCUCAUUCCUCAUCUACAGAGUUGUCUCUAGGUCAUUGAAUAGAAAGUUAUAUUUUUAAGUGUUUAGACUUUCUUUUCACAUCAUAUUUGGUUGUUUCCCUGUUUAUCAGAGUUGUGUUUUGUGCCUUAACCUCAAGGUUUACCCCCCAAUAAUUUAAGUAUGGGCUAUUUCUUUGAAGAAAGGGAAGAAAAUGUUAUAGCCUUAAAUUUUGUUUUUCGUGUGUGUGUGUGUGUGUGUGUGUGUGUGUGUGUGUGUGUGUGUGUGUGUGUGUGUGUGUGUGUGUGUGUGUGUGUGUGUGUGUGUGUGUAUAUAUAGAAAAAAUUACAAAUGUGAAAAGGUAGAAAAAAAUGUUAAAAAAUUGUAUUAUUGGGGAAAGGCUAAUAUAAUAGGUGACACCCCCCCCCCACCACCCCAAAAAAAAAGCCAAGCACCAGAAAUAUGUUUAGUUCACUGGGGAGGGAUAAAAGGUGAUGCACCAAUAACUUUGUUCACAUCCGAAAUGAAGGGGAAGCGAGCGGAGUCCAUUUAUUUUAAAUUGAUUUUGUCAUGUAAAUAUCUCGCAGACAUUUCUGGUCUCCUAAAUAUGCCAGCAGUGUCUGUGAUUUGUAAACGAAUGCAGUAGAAAAUGUGUGUAUUUUUAUUUUCCACUGUGAAUUUCAGUGUAGGACGCGCUCCCCUCCUCCCCCUUUAUCCAGUUUACUCAGCCCUGUACUUUACAGUCGAGACCGGCUUUGAGCGGAAAUCUGCAGAGAGACCGUUUAGGCCUCAGACGGGCUCCUGUGUGUCUGAGGAGUUUAUGUUCCUCUGUGUUUUUAAGUCACUUCCAAAGCCUCACCAGUGACCUCCAGAUGUCACAGUCCCCUGGCUAUUAUGGGAAGCUCUUUGACAGGAGAGGGUGAGAGCAUGCGGUCAGUCUCAUUGCCUGGAGCGAGAGCUGGCUGGGCGUCCUGGAGUGACAGGCUGACUGGCUGUCCCUUCCCUUAAAAGGAACAGCACAUGGUGGGCACAUGGUGGGCACGCAGUGUCGUCCCUCACAACCAUUGCAGGCUCGACAGCAGCUCUGAAACGGGAUCCUCCUCUGACGCAGCUCAGCGACUGGCUCUCAAACUACAGGCAGUCUAUAAUUAUCUUUUUUUCCUGGGGGAGAUAUCUUCGGUGUGCGAGCAGCAGCCGCCCUGCCCCCUUGCAUGUGUAUGCGUGUGGCUCAUUAGUCACUUCCUGUCCUCUCUUAACUGCUGCCUGCCUUUUUAACCGCGCAGUGUUUGAACCCCUUUUGUGGUCAUGGGAGUGCAACUGGUAUGUUGAGAGAAACGUCCGAAAGAAGAGUGGCAUCCCAGACGUGCGGACUUGGAUUCUGAUGAAUCCUGAAAGCUACAACUGACCUGAGCCUCAAGACCCCCUCCCCGAAAUAUGACGGAGGUGCCUCCUCAAACCUAUGAAUUACUAUUUCUAGCCAUGCCUAUUAUUAGCGGUUAAUUUCGAACACUUGCAGUGUGGCAUUACUAGCAGAUGGCUUUCGAGUGCGACUUUAACCAGUCAUCUCUCGUCUUCCCUUUCCUGACAUUAUUGCAUCCAGGUUUGAGAGGAGAAAAGUUGCUCUUAAACUUCUUAUGCAAGUGACAACUGUCUCGAGGCCCCUCAGUUCCUCAGAAGCUCUAGCUCACUCCGGCUCACUGCCUCGCUGCUGCUGCUCGUAUUCAGAGAUAACCAGGGCGUCUCUUAUCUGGCUGGCCCACAACUCCUGACUGGUUAGAAAAAUUGUUAGAGUACGGUCAGCUUGUCCUCUUCUGCAGGUCACACCCCGGGUCAGGGCAUGUUCUGCUGGCUCAGCUGCUGAACUUUGGUAUGGGAACUGCCAUAGUGUUUUCUUUUCUUAACAAGUGAGGUGCAACACACUAUCUCGCUCUGGACUAAAGUUACAACCAGCAACUGAAACUCUGAAGUGCCUUUUUGGAGAGUGAUUUAGCUUUUUAACAGGUUUUUUAAUGGUGAUCAGGAGGAACAUUAUUUUCAGCCCCUUCAAACCAUGUGAAAUAUGGAUGAUACAAGACUGUCAUCGUAGUUUAUGGGAGAAUACAUCUAUUUCUGCUUGGGGAGCAAAAUAAUUUUGGUUUAAGUGUUUUGUUUUUGUCUUUUUAAUUUGAGUCCCAAACACACUUUUCCUUGAAACCCACCCGUCUAGUCAUUCCUGUCAGUCUUUCUGUCUUUUGCUAGUUUGGGCCUGGUUGUCACUGGCAGCCAUGUUGACCUCAGUCUUGCAUGAAUGCUUUUUUGGAAAUUCAACUUUUGAUUUCUUUCUGAUUUUCUAAACGGACAUUAUAUAUUAACACUCUUAAUUUAAGGGACUGCCUAGCAAUUGUAGCUCCACCUGCUCUGAAGCAACCCGGCUAAAUUUGUUUUGCCCACAGUUUUGUCCCUAUCCAAACCAAAGCAAUACCUGAAGUGCACUGACGAGCCAUACUUUGGCACAGUAGAUGGAGGUCGCCCAGCAGAGACCCCAUACUAACGGAAGCACUUUAAAGAGGCCUUGUUUUACUCCAAACCCAGCCACCUGAGAGGAAUGUAAAUAAGCUAAUGUGGUCAAUUGCUGGAGGGAGUUGAGCUGGUUCUCAGGGACAUAAUGUGUUUUUUGAGGACUUUGUUUGGUCCCUUUUUUUGUUGUUGGGAGGGUGAGUUGGUUUAAUCUGCCCUUGACAUUGAGAACUACCCUCCUAACACUUAAUUUUGUGUCUUUGCUUCUCUCUGUAUUAAUUGUAACCAAACUAACCGGUUCUUAUUGGAGUAUAUCGUGCCUGACGGUGGAGGUAGCCAGCAGACUGCAGCCUGGCGGCAGCGUUGGGUUUUGCUCUGAAACCUUAUCACUCAGUGGGUAGUCUCCUCUUAGUUUAGUGCUAACGGCUGCAUUCAUCACCACACUCUUAACCCUAACAUGAUCUUUUUCCUUGUUUGAAAGCCACGUGGCAAAACAUUGAUUCUGUGCUGCAAAAAAAAAAAAUUGCAGAACGAAACCUCUUAACAUUCCCCAGUUUGUUUUUCCUCUGAGUGAUGAUUCAUUCAUACACCAGCGAGUAAUGCUGCUGCUCACAGUUGCAGGUUGAAGUCUGUUUGAGCGGGGUGAGGAGUACAAGUCAAAGAAAAUGCAACAAACGGAAGAACUUGCAUUUUCUAGACCGUGAACGCAGCCUGGAAUGUAAAAACUCUGCGUUUUUAUUUUGUGUCCUUCAUGUGUUUACGUUUCUGUUUCUGAUGACUGAAAAUGUGUGCCUGUUAAUGAAAGCUUUACCUUCCCCCUCUCGACGUGUGGGGUGCAGCAGGGCUCACGCUAAAUCACUUCCUUCAUCAGGGUGUAUGUAUGUCAAUGUAUGAACUUUUUGUGAAGGACUAUGUGAAGAAAAACAAAAAAAAAGAGGAUGAAAUGUAUUUUGCCUUUUUUAUUUUCUGCUGUAAACUACGUAUUGAUCCCACUGCUGCUCUCACUCCCCUCAGCUUUGGUUGUCCCACUUGUUUGGGCCUUUGUUUAUUAGUACAGUGUGUUCUUUUUAAAAUUUAUGACACCUGUCGAUGUAUUGCUGGGGGGGGGGCAGAGCAAGCUGUGGAUUACAUGUGUAGUGGUUAUGCUCGUCUAAAGUGCAAGUCUUACACCAUAAGAAUGCGAUGGAGGCUCUUACACUUUCUAUAUGAAGAGUUGGGAAUUUUCUUUGCAGCAGAUUUGUGUUUACGUUGAUGCUUGGAGGUGUGUGUGUGUGCGCCUGCCUGCAUGUGUGUAUGAAGGAUGGCUGGUGCUAUACAAGAAAAGGUGGGGAAAAAUCUGAAAUUUGUCGCACUAUAUAUAUAUAUUUUUGAAAUAGUUUAAUGCAAAAAGAGCUUUUGUCAGCUUCGUGAUUGUGACGAUGAGUUUGAUGGUUACAACCAUUAUACUAUUUCAUUUUUCAGGACUUUAACCUCACUUGAGUUUUUCCUUUUGAAUGGAAAUGUACAUUACAUCAGGAAAAUGUGUUUGAAGAGGAAAUAAUGAAUAAAGAGUAUUAAAUGCAA
This is a messenger RNA of Cottoperca gobio, 6066 nucleotides long. It is a transcript of the gene tent5c, whose product is annotated as terminal nucleotidyltransferase 5C. Bases 702 to 1853 code for a protein of 383 amino acids. Gene Ontology annotation, molecular function: RNA binding; poly(A) RNA polymerase activity. The transcript is spliced from 2 exons. Gene Ontology annotation, biological process: mRNA stabilization. NCBI's taxonomy places the organism in Eukaryota, Metazoa, Chordata, Actinopteri, Perciformes, Bovichtidae. The record is from RefSeq and is a predicted model, not a curated record.